Poecilia reticulata (guppy) is the source of this 2676-nucleotide messenger RNA. Lineage: Eukaryota; Metazoa; Chordata; Actinopteri; Cyprinodontiformes; Poeciliidae. The record is from RefSeq and is a predicted model, not a curated record.
UUAUUUGACCAUUUAGAGUAAAAUAAAGCAAAACUGAAAUGAUGAAAACACUUUGCCCACAACUUUCUGCUUCGUUUUAACAAACAGAACUUUAACCUCGUUUCAGUUUCCAACAGAAAAUAGAAAAUGUAGAAAAUGUUUUGGAACCAGAACAGAGGCGAGUUAAAAACCAGGGUCAAAGGUCGCGCUGCGCCUCAUUACGCAUCGUUUGCAGCAGCAGGGUUCAAAGGUUGCACGCAUUAAGCAGGAACGCCGUGGAAGCGUUUGGCGUUCCUGCAGACGUUCAGUCAAGAUGGCGAGAGGCUUUUCCUGUCAAGCAUAUGCGCGCUUCCUCCCUGAAUCCUGCGGCUUUGAUGGAGCUCAGAAAGAUCCCGUCUCAUCCGUCAAGGCGGGAGGAGACGGCGAGUCAGCGGGGGGGCGAGCUGCAGAACAGAAGUCGGGUUUCGCCACCGUACCGAACGCUGGUUUUAUUGACGUGGGAAGGAAGACUCGGGGAACGAGCUGCUCUCAUUCUUGCGUGUCGAGUCCGUCUGCUGGCGCCCAAAUCCACAACAGUUCUGGAUUUUGAGAAAUACGGGGGCAGCUGGCGUUCCCACAGCCGGGCAGGAAUUAACGCGCUGCAACCCUAUCUGCUCUGCACCUGGGCGGCGGCGGCCCGACCUGCACCUUUGACUACGCCGUUGACAGGAAACAUGUGCUGCCAGCUCACAGCAGAGCCGUCCUGCGUUCUCGGUUAUUGGUGGAUCAAAGUUUGUUCAGUUGGAAAAAUGGGAAACAGAUCCCCGUGGGGUCCGGCUGUUGGACCUUCCCACCCGGACUCGGUUCCAGCCAAUCAGGUGCUGAUGUGUCCAAACAGGAGAUGGGCUGUGCGGACAGAUGGCGGGCUGACCUGGAAAACCUGCCCCCGUUUCAGGGUUCAGCGGCCGGCAGAUGACAGUCAGGACGCAUCGCCCGGCCCGCGGACGGCUCUAAUCGCAUCGACAGGUGACACGUAUGUGGGAACCAGAAGAUGAUGGGGAGACGAGUCGGAUCAUGUGACCUGCGCCUCACAUGCCUCCUCCGUGGGCCUAAAACGAGGAUGUGGGACAUCUGGAAGCAGUCAGGAGUCCCCUCACGGACGUUUCUCUGGGCGCUGGAGUCAAACCAGGAGGUAGAAAACGUUCUCUCUGCUGACUUCAGGAGAUCCAAGGGACAAGAGAAUAAAAUGAAAUUAAAUUAUAAUUGUUUGUCCACUAAGAAGCUUUUCUCUGCAGCAAAUGUCUUACAAAGUCCAAAAAAGCAAACUGCAGCAUAAACGUCACAUCAUGUUCUAUUUAAAACAUCUAAUGAAGGAAUUAUGAAAGGAACCAAAGAAUCUGGAUUAUUGACUUUUUAUAUAUUUAUUUAAAUUUUUCUGUAAAUCAUUUAUGGUGUUACAGAUGCCUUUUAUUCUGCUAAGUCAGCAGUUUGUUGCUGAUGAAACUUUUAUCAAUGUGAGAAUUUUCAAAUUAAAGCUUUAGAUGCUCCAACACGUUGCAUUUUAUUACUAAUUAACAUUUAACAAAUUAUUACAUUAAACUUAUAGAUAAAAUCUGUUUCCAAGCUGAUUUUUGCUGGUAAAGUGAGAUGGUAAUAAAUGUAGCAUGUCUUUAGAAAUCAGAUUUAUUAGCUUAUCAUAUAUAUUUGUGUAAAACAUGCUAAUUAUACUAUUUGAAACAGAAUUAAAGGGUUAUUCUGGAACUCUUUGUCAUAAUGUGAAUUGUUUUCAUUAAAAUUAGCAGAAUUAUUCAAUUUUCUCGUUGUUUUUGAAGCUUGCAGGUCGUGUUUCUCACGGAUCUCAGUGGAACGGCGAGUUCAGCACACCUGCUGCUGCAUUCAGGUCUUUUAUUUAGUGGAAAGGUAUGUGUGUUCUCGCCCCCCUGUGGCCUCCAGCACCUGAUAUUUACCCCGGUCAGGAGGCUGACCCGCCCCCAACCCUCCUGCAGGGAYAUCGGCUCAGUCACAAACCGCCUCCAAUCACAUGAGAUGACUUCCUGUUUUUAAGAGUUUUACUAAAUAUAAAACCCAAUGCAUAGAAAGGAACAAGAAAUUAGGACUAAACUACACCUAAUUCCAUUUUAUCCUCAUGUUUUUGCAUUUUUCGGCAGCCAGGCAGAACGGACCGAUCCGGACUGGAUGAGAAACAGUCAAAUAUUUUGGCUUUUCUUAGUUUGACACCAGAACCGUUUCUGUAGUUUAGUCAGACAGCUUUUUGAAAAAAAGACACGUUGUACUUUCAGAUAAAUACGUACUAUUUGAAAUUUUGUCUCAUUUUUAAAGGACCACCAUUGUAUUUAUUCUUUAGAAUUUAAAAUAAACAUCAAAUUUUGCCAAAUAUGUGAAUGGAAAGUGAACCUGCGUUUGGCUAAAAACAAAAAAGAAACAGCUUUUCUUCUAAAUUUACAUAGUAUAAAGUUAAGAUAGUUUGAGGAAGGUCCAAAGAGCCACUUAAAUCAGUAAAGAGGUAAAAUGUUAGUUCUACAAUACAUUUGAGUUAAUAUUUAUCUGAAAUGAUAAGGUUUGUUUCUUUAAAAGUUGAGUGGACAGACUAAAACGUUUAUCUUUAGGUUGUGAAGUUUGCAGACCCCUGGCCUGAUACUAAAUAUUUUUAAUGUAGAUUCUAGUAUAAAUAUCUCAGUAAACUUAAAAUAAGACUGA